UUCCAGUGUGGUGUAAAGGAAUUCAUUAGCCAUGGAUAUAUUCAAGAAAGGACUUUCAAAGGCCAAGGAGGGAGUCGUGGCUGCCGCUGAAAAAACCAAGCAGGGUGUGGCAGAAGCAGCGGGAAAGACAAAAGAGGGUGUCCUCUAUGUAGGCUCCAAAACCAAGGAGGGUGUGGUGCACGGUGUGACAACAGUGGCUGAGAAGACCAAAGAGCAAGUGACAAAUGUUGGAGGGGCGGUGGUGACAGGUGUGACAGCAGUAGCCCAGAAGACAGUGGAGGGAGCAGGGAGCAUUGCAGCUGCCACCGGCUUUGGCAAAAAGGACCAGUUUGGCAAGAAUGACGAAGGCGCCCCACAGGAAGGAAUUCUGGAAGAUAUGCCCGUGGACCCCGACAGUGAGGCUUAUGAAAUGCCUUCUGAGGAAGGGUAUCAGGACUACGAACCUGAAGCCUAAGACCUGUCUUUGCUCCAGCCUCCUGAGAUCUGCUGACAGACGUUCCAUCCUGUACAAGUGCUCAGUUCCAGUGUGCCCCGUCCUGACAUUUUCUCAAAGUUUUUACAGUGUCUUUUGAAGUCUUCCAUCAGCAGUGAUUGAAGUGCCCACACCUGCCCCCGCCAGCGUUCCGGUGCUCCCCCCUCACUGACCUGAAUAUAUGGUAGCAGGGUCCUUGUGUGCUCUAGAUAUUGUGGCUUCAAAUCUAAAAUAUUAAAACCAAUUAAAAACACCUAAGUGACUGCCACUUAUUUCUAAAUCUUCACUAUUUUUUGGUUGCUGUUG
This is a messenger RNA of Otolemur garnettii (small-eared galago), 778 nucleotides long. It is a transcript of the gene SNCA, whose product is annotated as synuclein alpha. Gene Ontology annotation, biological process: regulation of dopamine secretion; synapse organization; chemical synaptic transmission. The record is from RefSeq and is a predicted model, not a curated record. The coding region runs from base 32 to 454 and encodes 140 amino acids. Lineage: Eukaryota; Metazoa; Chordata; Mammalia; Primates; Galagidae. Gene Ontology annotation, molecular function: cuprous ion binding. The transcript is spliced from 5 exons. Gene Ontology annotation, cellular component: neuronal cell body; cytoplasm; axon terminus.